This is a messenger RNA of Dibothriocephalus latus, 255 nucleotides long. The record is from the annotation of a GenBank genome assembly. Lineage: Eukaryota; Metazoa; Platyhelminthes; Cestoda; Diphyllobothriidea; Diphyllobothriidae.
AUGUUCGCUAAGGCUAUGCAGACCUUCAACAACCAACUCGACACCAGUCAUCCGCCAAAUGCGUCCGGCUAUCCUAAGCGAGGCGGCAACGCCUUUUCUCCCAUCUCCAGCACCCUGCUGUGGGGCGUACAGUCACGUGCCGAGGAGGAGUAUCGCAUUGCCAGCCUCAAAGCCUACAACAUCAUCUACGGCGGCACAGGCGGCUUUGGCGACGUGGACACCAACUCACGGCAGCCCUACCAGCAUCGGGGUCAG